AUGGAUGAAAAAGUGAUCGACUCUAUUUUUUCUGGAUCAUUAAAAAGUUUACCGCCAGUUAGUUCUAAAAUAGUUCAUACAACAAUGGAGAGAAAUACAUUGAUGGCUCAAUGUUACCCUAAAAUAAAGGAUUAUUGUCGAGAAAAGCAUGGACUUGAGUUCCAGGUAGUCGAUAUGAGAUGGGGUGUUCGUGAUGAAGCAACUGAUGAUCAUAUGACAACAGAACUUUGUAUGAGAGAAAUUGAAAAUUGCCAGCGGCUUUCGAUGGGGCCAAAUUUUGUUGUUUUUUUAGGACAAAAGUAUGGGUACCGACCUAUUCCGACGUACGUUCUAAGUUCAGAACUUGACAUGAUAAAAACUGAUUUAGAAAGUCAGGGUACAGAUGUCGAAGUUUUUGAAACAUGGUACAAGAAAGAUAGUAAUGCAGUACCACCAACUAGUAUUUUACAGCCUAUUUCUUCGAUUCUCAAAAAUUUUAACAAUAAAAGGAUUCCAAAGCUCCAACAAGAAGAUCAAGCCGCGUGGUGGGAUACGAUGGUCAAGAUGCAAAAACUAUUUCGAAAAGGCGCGCAAUCACUUUAUAAUUCCGGAAAAUUCGAUAAAGAUACAAUGCAUAAUUACUUUAUGUCUGUUACUGAAAGAGAAGUAAUUAAUGGAAUUUUAAAUGUGAAAAAUACUAAAAAUCAUUGUUUAGCGUAUGUCCGCUAUAUAAAUAAUAUAAAUUUACAAAAUUUGAGAAAAGCGAGUCUUUUUCUCGAUAUACUCAACAGAAGUUUGGACAACGAGGCGUCUAAAUUAUUAGGAGAUUUGCGUGACGAAAGAUUACCUAAUAAAAUUGAGAGCGUUAAUUUGCAACGGUACACUGUUGAGUGGAUUGGACGAGAAGGAUUAGAUACCGAAACUCAUUCAGAGUAUCUCCAACAUUUCAUAACUCACUUUUAUCGAAACAUAAUAAAACUCGUCGAUCGAGCAAUGAGAAAAGAAGACAGCUCUGCACAAGGACAAAUUAUAACAGAACUUUUACAGCAUCUACAUGCAUGUAACAACUCCGUAAGAGUUUUUUAUGGCCGAGAAGAUUCACUGGAGAAAAUUAAAGACUAUAUGCUGGGUGAAAGUGAUAAGCCUUUAGUUCUUUACGGUGAAGGGGGUUGUGGAAAAACUUCAUUACUGGCAAAAGCUGCGGGGUUGAGUAGUACUGUUUGGCUUAUGGGAAGAAAAUCUAUUAACAUCAUCAGAUAUUUAGGUACUACUCCUGACAGCAGUGCUCUUACUCCAACUCUCAUAUCUAUUUGUCAACAGAUAUCGUAUAAUUUCAUGCUACCAUUUGAUGAAAUUCCUGAUGAUCUAGUCCCAUUGACUGCACACUUUAAACAUCUGUUAACUUUUGCUACGACAAAUCAGCCAAUACUUUUAUUUUUAGACAGUGUGGAUCAAUUGACAGGAAUGCAAGGAAAUAAAUUAUCGUGGCUUCCUACUCGAUUACCUCGUUAUUGCAAGAUGAUACUUUCAUGCGCAUCAGAAGCAUCGAAUCCAAUUAUUUCACGAGAUUAUCAUCUUCUACGUCGUAUGAUAGACACUGAAGAAAGCUUUAUUGAAGUAACGGCACUCGGUGAAGAAUUAGCAAUGGAUGUUAUUAAAAUGUGGAUGAAAACAGCUCACAGAGAUUUGAAUAAUUACCAAUGGAGACUUGUGGCAAACGCAAUAUCAAAUUGCUCUUUGCCAAUUUUUGUAAAACUCGUGUUUGCUGAAAUAUGUCGAUGGCGCAGUUAUACCAAACCGGCAGAUACUCACCUAGCAAACACCGUAAUGGACAGUAUCAUGAUGCUAUUUGAGAGAAUUGAAAAACAACAUGGAAAAAUAUUAGUCUUUCAUGCUUUAGCGUACAUAACAGCCGCAAAAUCUGGUUUAUCUGAAUCAGAGUUAGAGGAUUUAAUUUCUCUUGAUGAUAAAGUUCUCGAUGACGUUUACCAAUACCAUUUACCACCAGUACGUAGAAUACCACCACUUUUGUGGACACGUAUACGCAAUGAUUUACCAAAUUACUUGAGUGAACGAGAAGCUGAUGGUGUCAGUGUACUGAAUUGGUACCACAGGCAGUUCCGUGAUGCUGCCAAAGAAAGAUACUUUAAAAAUAUGAACAUGGCUAUGUAUUUUCAUUCAAUGAUAGCCGAUUAUUAUCUUGGAAUUUGGGGCGGUGGUAUACCAAAACCUUUCAAGUAUACAGAAAUUCAACGUCAUAGAUUUAAUUUACAAGACAAAGAGGGUGUAGCCGAUAGAAAAGUACCGGAACAACCAUUGGCGUUUUAUUCGAAAGAAGGAAAAUUAUCACGUUAUAAUUUACGCAAAUUUGGUGAAUUACCCUAUCAUCUAGUUCGUGCAAGGCGUUUCAAGGAUUUAUUUGAAAAUGUAUUAUUUAAUUAUGAAUGGUUACAUGCCAAACUCAGUUCUUGUCCUCUUCAGGCAGUUCUUUCAGAUUUUGAAGAUGCUUGCAAUAAUAUUGAAGAUCAAAAUUUAGUCAGGGAAUUGAUGCUUGUAGCCGAUGCAUUGCGAUUGGGAGGAGCUAUUUUAGGCAAUCAUCCCAAUAUGUUAGCACCUCAAUUAGUUGGUAGAUUACUUCCAGAAAUAGAACAUAAUAACAAUGUACGUAUGUUAUUACGAGCUUGUGAUAAUGACGGUAUAAAAGACUGCUCUCUUAUGCCUCUUUAUCAUUGUCUUCAUACACCUGGUGGCCCUUUAAAGUAUUCUCUGGAAGGUCAUCAAUUUGCUGUGUUUGGGUUUUGCCUAACAUCUGAUUAUCGUUAUGUAGUAUCAAUAUCCAACAGAUUUAUAACGUGGGAUUUGAGUACGAGUGAUAUGACCCGAGAUGUCAAUCCAAAUAUCGAAGGAGUAAUGCAACAACUUGUUCUUAGUCCGGAUAAUAGAUAUGCAGCGGCUUUUACCAGCAACAACCAAAUUGUUAUUUUAAAUACACUGACCAGUGAAUUUGUUAUUGUAAAUAAUCCUUUAGUAAAUGAUGAAAGUGAUAAUGAUGAAGAUAGUUCAGUAUGUGGAGUUUAUUUAAUGAAUCAGUAUGCAUUUAUUUAUGGUACACAUGAAUGGUGUCGAUUUGAUCUGCGUGGAAAUUUACUUUCAAGGCACACGUCGACUACGCCAGAAGUUGACUAUAAUAAAUGGAAAAUUCUCUUGGUCGAAUAUACGGAUUUGACAGAGUACAGGAUUGUUUUUUGGUCUGGUAAAUUAGAUGAUCCGUCAAUAAUUAAUGAUUGUGAUUAUCAUCAAAAGCAAUAUAUUGAAUCUGACAAUCGGAAGCCUGAGGUAUUUGAAAAUCCUCUCGAAUUUCACAGUGCAAUGGUGUUGACAAAUGACAAAAAAAUAUUUUAUGCAUGCACUACAAAAGGUGACUAUCGUGUAACUAAAUACACUAUUGAAAUGACUGACGAGUCAUGUAGUUGUUGUUGGAAACGACAUUAUGAUCUGCCACGAGCUUAUAACGAUACCACAGAGUAUAUACUGCAAUUAAAAAUUGACCGAGAUGAAGAAACAUUACUGGGAACUACUGGCAACGGUUUUAUCGUUUGGUGGUUGUCAUUAAUAUCAUCUGAUACGAUUGAUUCUACAACUCCAAUGAAAUAUAAUCCUGCUGUACUUACAUUACCUAAUGGUAUCAGAAAUAUCAGCACCCGAAUGCUCUGUUCUAAUUCUAUAAUGAUAAGUGGAAGUAACAAUAAUGAAAAUGGCAAUAACGAGAGAAAUUAUGCAGUUGCUGGUGUUAGAAAAAAUCUUUAUGUUUGGAGUUUGAAAACUUGUGAAUUAUUAAAAACACUGGACGCUCAUUUUGCUCGAAUAAUUCAACUAGAGGCAUUAACUAUUGGAAACUGGAACUGUGUCAUAACUUCUAGUAUCGAUAGAACAGUAAAAGUUUGGAACAUUGACAAUAUUUUUGAACAGGUGCACGUUAUUGAUAGGCACGAGCUGCAGAUCGAUUCUAUAUGUUUAGCAGAAGAAUGUAACUUAGCUGUAACUGUAACACGUAGUUGUGUUGGUGUAUGGAAUAUACAAUCGGGAAAAUUGGUGUCAAAAUUAGCGGACAGUCCACUUGGUGCUAUCGUUACUCAUGCUGUGAUUACACAUGAUGGGAAAUAUAUUAUUUCUAUUGAGUCGGGUAAUGUAUUGAUUUGGAAUAGAGUUACUGAGCAAGUACUUUAUAAAAAAGAACAAUUGAAUGUUCGACAGUUGUCAUUAAUUCAACAACAACCGUUAGAAUCCAGUAGUGCUACUAAAUUUAUAGCUAUUUCAAGACCCAAUAAUCCAGUAGGGGUUGAAUGUAUGAAGACUACUGCAACACUUAUUAUGCGAACUAUUCCAGAUGGAAAAACUUUAUUUACUUUUGAAUAUCCUGUACGAUGUCACACUGGAACACCGUUUCGAAAAGUAGUUGUUACUUCAGACGGUGCAAAUUUUAUUGUCCCAGCCGCUGAAAAAUCAACAAGAGAUUGCAUAAUAGUUUAUAAUGCAAACACAGGAGCUUUGUUGCAUAAAAUUCCUAUUAAAUUGCCAGGUUUCAAGGAUAUUAAUAGCGUUGUCCCAAUGCCGACUAAACCACAAUUUAUUGGUAUUAUUGGCUCUGACAAAGGUAUAAUUAUGGAUAUAAAUAAGAAGAAAGUUAUUCGGUCCAUACCUCGAUGGAGUGGUAACAUCAGUAAAGAUGGAAAGUAUACUCUUUAUGCUCCUAGCAGAGGUGGUUUAGAACUUAUGGAGCUGAAAAAAGGGACCACUGUUAAAACAUACAUUCCAAAAGUAGCUGAGGGAGUAUUUACGGUAAUAUCGAUGUUCAACAGAACAGAUGAAUAUGUAUUUUACUAUCACAGUGGUAGAAAAACUAUAAGAGUCUUCCGAUCAUCUGAUUGUGAAAUGAUUGCUAAUUAUCGUGUGCCAGCUGAAUUAAGCGCUGUUGAUAGUACUCAUGAUGGUAAAAGUAUAGUAUUGGGUACGGUAGAUGGUUGUCUAUCAGUUUUGGCAAUAGCUGAUCCAAAGAAAUCUGAUAUGCAAACUUACCUUGGUGAAUUGCCGUCAAGAGAUGAAAAGUGGAAAUCAAAAAUGGAAAAACAAAAAAUGACAAUAAAAUUUAAAGCUGCUACAAGAAUUGCAAGAGUUGCAUACGACUUACAUAAUCGGGUAAUCCGAAAAAAUAGCAGUAAUUUGGAAGAAGAAGAAGAUGAAAAUACUGACAAUGAAAAUGAUACUAAUCAAACAAAUAUAAACGAUCGGAGCGAUUGA
Molecule: messenger RNA, 5277 nt
Organism: Cotesia congregata
Lineage: Eukaryota; Metazoa; Arthropoda; Insecta; Hymenoptera; Braconidae
Source: the annotation of a GenBank genome assembly